AUGGGAAAGGGUGUGGUCGGCGGUCUGAAUGGGGAGGGUAAUGGCCGUCGGCAAGGACUAUAUGCUUCCGUUUUGGAGCUUGCGGAUUCAAUCCAUGCUGUUCAAAUGGCCCAAAAGUCUCGUGGAAUAGUUUCGGGAUCUCCAAUUAUAAAAAAGCAGCAAGACGAAGCCACUUUUCACAGCACCAGUAGGAAGAAGAAGAGACUAAUUGAAGAAAAAUGCAAGCACAGAAUGAACCGUCAUCAUGGAAGUCUCAGAAGAGAAUAUUUGAAGAAAGCUGUUUUGAAUGCUGAUAAUAUACCAAUGGAAAUUCCAAAGCCAAUGAUCAAUUUUAGCCUGCCAUUUGAAAAGUGCAUCAAACGUAGAAAUCUCCCAUACUCUGCUCUUGGCCCCCCAUAUUUCUAUUAUGAGAAUGUCGCUCUUGCUCCUAAGGGCGUUUGGGAUACAAUCUCACGCUUGCUAUACGAUAUAGAGCCCAAAUUCAUAGAUUCAAAGUAUUUCUGUACUGCCAUGAGAAAAAGUGCUUACAUCCACAAUCUCCCCAUUGAGAACAGAUUUCCACUUCUUCCUCUCCCCAGAAAGAUGAUACAGGAAGUAUUGCCCAACACAAAGAAAUGGUGGCCUAAAUGGGAUAACAGAACCCAGUUAAAUUUCUUUGCAGACCUGCACUGCUAG
Molecule: messenger RNA, 675 nt
Organism: Dendrobium catenatum
Lineage: Eukaryota; Viridiplantae; Streptophyta; Magnoliopsida; Asparagales; Orchidaceae
Product: DNA (cytosine-5)-methyltransferase DRM2-like
Exons: 3
Coding region: 1-675 (224 amino acids)
Cellular component (GO): nucleus
Molecular function (GO): DNA (cytosine-5-)-methyltransferase activity
Source: RefSeq, a predicted model, not a curated record